CUUCUCGACAACCAUGUAGACCAUAUGACAGGUAAAAGUCAUGUCUUAUUUGCAGCAGGAUCCAAUUCUGCCGGUCAAUUGGGUCUAGGACACCUUGACGAUAGCCAUAUCUGGCAAAGGUGUACGAUAGACAACGAACAAUCUUAUCACUCUUUUCCUGCUAUCGGAUCACGAAUCGUUCAACUUUCUAGUGGAGCAGCUCAUUCGGUAGCAAUCUUAGAGGAUGAGGAGAAAGGCAGGCAGGUUUGGGUGUGUGGAAGUGGCGCAGACGGUCAAUUAGGUCCGGCACAUUGGAGAUGGUAUGAGGAAAAAGAGGACGACAAGAUGCCAUUGCUUACGUUUACGAGGUUGAAUAUUGAAGAUGUUUUGGAGAACAGCCAUCAUUCAACCGACAGCAGCGCAUGGUCACCUAAAUCGGUGGAAUGUGGCUGGGACUGGACGCUGAUUGUUCUGGAAGACAUCGAAAGCAAGCAAGAUGAUCUGCUGUUGGUGCUUGGGAUCAACAAUGAUUUUCUACAAUUAGGCUAUCCGCGAAGCAAAGAUGCAAAGACUUGUUCACAAAUCAUUGAUCUACGGUCUUUGUGCGUUCCAAAAGAACAGAGUGGAGCAACAAGAAUACAGAUCGGAUCUAUCGCAUGCGGUCUGCGUCAUACGAUCGUAGCCUGUUCUGCAAGAAGCGAAAUGGACUCGGUACAGAAUCAACAUUGGCUUCUCGGCUGGGGAGCUUCUCGACAUGGACAAGUUGGAAAAGUGCAGACUACCAACACUUCCAUCUCAAGUCGAAGUAAAGUUGCCUUGGCUUGCCUACCAAGAGUGAUCAAAGGAUGGCGAAGUAAGAGGGAUGGAAGUGUGAAAGGAAGAGGUUUGGCUCAUUUGGCAGCAGGUAAAGAACAUUCUGUGAUUUUGAUCCCGCAUUUAUGGGAAAUAAAUUCAAGCAUUGAUUCGUGUGGAUUUGAUCAAGUCGAAGAAGAGCAUGGCCUUUUCAGCUUUGGAUCAAAUCGGAAUCAACAAUGUGCGUUGAAUGCCCUUCCAUCGAUCGAGAAAGUGCAAUGGGACAGGACAGAUAUACUCGGUGCGACGUGGAAUGGAACAUUUCUCGUGUUGUCUGACAAGACAAGUAUAAAUCAAAUUGAACUUAGAUGUUGUGGAAACAAUACAAAGGGACAGCUCGGUACAGGCAAUGCUAAGCCGUUGCAUGAGACUGAAUCGGGUCCGAUACAUAGACUGUUGAUCGACGAUGCAGAUCAUGAUAGAUUUGCGCUGCAAUCUGUGCAGCUUGCAUGUGGGAGUGAACAUGUAGCACUUCUGUUGGUCUCCCAUACUUCUCCUCCACAGGCUCGCGUGAUAGGAUGGGGGUGGAACGAACAUGGAAACCUAGCAACGAAUGACGAAGAUGAUCGACAUACGCCGAUCCAGCUUUGGCCACCCGAAUCAGAAAAUUUGGUAGAUCAUCCAACCUUUCGAUAUGCCAGGCCAGUCAAUGUAUGGGCUGGUUGUGGAACGACGUUCAUUCAAGUUGAACUGUAA
This is a messenger RNA of Meira miltonrushii, 1527 nucleotides long. RefSeq names its product RCC1/BLIP-II. The transcript has a single exon. The coding region runs from base 25 to 1527 and encodes 500 amino acids. NCBI's taxonomy places the organism in Eukaryota, Fungi, Basidiomycota, Exobasidiomycetes, Exobasidiales, Brachybasidiaceae. The record is from RefSeq and is a predicted model, not a curated record.